CGAGUUAAUACCUUUAUUAGUGUGACUUUAAGACAUGUAUCGAGUAUAAUGUGUAUGCACCUCGGCACUGCAGUGUCCCAAAAACAGGAUCAUGAAUUACGCUCGGUUUCUGACAGCUGUCAGUGCAGCUAGAAAGCCCUCCGCCAUCAGGAUGCUGACUGAGCUGCAGCAGCGGUCUCCUCCGACUAUGAUCUCUUUGGCCGGAGGAGCUCCAAACCCCAACACCUUCCCCUUCCUGUCAGCCUCCUUCAGGCUGAAGGACGGACAGACGCUCAACUUCGACGAGGCGCUGAUGAAGAGGGCUCUGCAGUACUCCGCCUCUAACGGAAUCCCCGAGCUGCUGACGUGGAUGAAGAAACUGCAGAAGGACCUCCACAACCCUCCGAGCCCGAUGGAGAUGUGUGUGACGACGGGGAGCCAGGAGGGGCUCUGCAAGCUGUUUGAGAUGCUGGUCAACCCCGGAGACAACGUCCUGCUGGAUGCUCCCACCUAUUCAGGCACAUUAGCAGCGCUCCGGCCUCUGGGUUGCAACUUAAUAAACGUCUCCAGCGAUCAGCACGGCAUGAUCCCUGCGGCCCUGAAGGAGGUUUUGUCUCGCUGGGACCCCUCAGAGGUCCACAAGCCCGGCAGCACCGCCCCCAAGAUCCUCUACACCAUCCCCAACGGAGGAAACCCCACCGGUGCCUCCAUGACGACGCAGAGGAAGCAGGAAGUGUACGAGCUGGCCAGGCAGUACGACAUGCUGAUCAUCGAGGACGACCCGUACUACUUCCUGCAGUUUGACAAGCCGUGGGCUCCCACCUUCCUCUCCAUGGAUGUUGACGGGAGGAUCCUCAGGACCGACUCCUUCUCUAAGAUCCUGUCCUCAGGUUUGAGAAUAGGCUUUGUGACGGGUCCCAAGCCUCUGGUGGACAGGGUGGUGCUGCACAUCCAGGCCUCCACCAUGCACACCAGCACCUUCACUCAGCUCAUGGUGUCUCAGUUGCUGCACAGCUGGGGACAAGAUGGCUUCCUUCAACACAUAGACGGGGUGAUUGAGUUCUACAGGAAACAACGCAAUGCCAUGAUCAGCUCUGCAGACAAGUGGCUCAAAGAUGUAGCAGAGUGGCACGCUCCAUCAGCAGGCAUGUUCCUGUGGAUCAAGCUAAAGGGCAUAGCCGAUACCCAGCAGCUCAUUAUGGAGAAAGCCUUGGAGAAAGAGGUGCUGCUGGUUCCCGGGGGGGUCUUCAUGAUCAACAGCAGUGACCCCUGCCCCUACGUCAGAGCUGCCUUUUCUCUCUCCACACCCGAGCAGAUAGACGAGGCUUUCAGAAGACUCUCAUCUCUCAUCAAGGAGGCUAAGUGAUCAACGAAGAUUUGUAUUUCCCCUUGAAGAUGCUGUUUUUUGUUUAAGUUAUUGGUGAAGGAUUCUUUUUAAAAUAUAUUAAAGUUUAAAUAUAUUUGAAUAUUGUCUAACCUCGGACUAAAAUGUUAAAAGAGCCAAUGGAGGACACUCAGAGUCCAUGUACUUGGUGCUGAAUGUUGAACCAUUCGUACAAAUGAAUGAGUUUUAAAACAAAUGAAAAGACGACAUUACGUUAAAAGAUGACAGUUGCUAAUCUCAUUACUUGUUGCUGCAUCAAUACACUACACAUGAACCCUGUACUGUAUAAAAAAGUAAAUACACUUUCUAUAAACACUUUGUAAAUCUC
This is a messenger RNA of Trematomus bernacchii (emerald rockcod), 1691 nucleotides long. It is a transcript of the gene aadat, whose product is annotated as aminoadipate aminotransferase. Gene Ontology annotation, molecular function: pyridoxal phosphate binding; L-kynurenine:2-oxoglutarate transaminase activity. The transcript is spliced from 14 exons. The coding region runs from base 92 to 1345 and encodes 417 amino acids. The record is from RefSeq and is a predicted model, not a curated record. Gene Ontology annotation, biological process: biosynthetic process. Lineage: Eukaryota; Metazoa; Chordata; Actinopteri; Perciformes; Nototheniidae.